Molecule: messenger RNA, 2050 nt
Organism: Meloidogyne enterolobii
Lineage: Eukaryota; Metazoa; Nematoda; Chromadorea; Rhabditida; Meloidogynidae
Source: the annotation of a GenBank genome assembly
AAUGACUGAAGAAGCUACUUUUAUUCAUCCUGGAUCAAUUCCAAACUUAAUUACAAACAACAGCAAAAAUGCAGAAAAACAACCAAUUAAAAUCCCUUCAGAAUUUAUUCCUCCAUCUCAAAGAGGAGAUGCUCCACUUGCUGCAAUAAUACCGCCAGAAUUGGAUGAUAUUGACCCGAGUUCAUUAUUCCCCGAUUUUGAUCAAAACGGGAUUUUGCGUUUCUCACGGCUUUUUGCAAAUGCCAAAGCUUCACUUAAAGAACAAAUUUGGUGGACUUCUAGAACAUUUAAGAAGAAAGGGGAAAAAACAGCAAAAUUAACAGCUGAACAAGAAGAAAUGGCAGCAAUUUCUAACCUCAAGUUGACUAGCGAAAUUAAAAAUGAAAAGUCAGCAGAAUCCAAGGAAAGCAAGGAGGGGAAUGUUGAAGAGAAGGAUGAAAAAGAAGAAGUUGUUGAAGAAGAAAUAGAUAAGGAAAAGACUUUAAAAUCUGGUUGGGACUUUAAAUUAGGCGGGUUGCCUAAAAAGAAGGAUUGUCUAAUUGAUGAAUAUGAAUUACUUUGUGCAGAAAAUUUGGAAGAAUUAUUAACCAAAAAUAAACAUUCACAACAAAUAAACGAGGAAGAUGAAGAAUCUGCUCCGCCUUGGAGGUUUGGACCUGCUCAAAUUUGGUAUGACCGUUUGGGUGUCCCAUCAAAUCCAGCAAAUUUUGAUUAUGGAAUGAAGAAAGGAAAGAUGUUUACUCCAAUGAGUGAGCCAAAAUCUCCAGCUAUAGAUGACAAAACUUUCCUUCCUGUUAACUUAAUUCAUUGGGAAGAUGAUAUAAUUAUUGAUGGAGAACAGGCAAAAGAAAAGCUAAUAAAAGAACUUUCUUCUGCCCGUCUUCCUAGAUGUGGCUGGAUUCCUACUUCACAUACAAGGACUUAUAAAGCUUUUAUGACUGCAUGGAAAAACAAAUCAUUCAUUGAAUACUUGGAAAACCCUGCAAAAGUAACUUCCCAAUCACAAUCUGGAACUUCUUCAGAUUUAAAAUCAGAUGCUCGACUACUUAUUGACUCACAACACUCAAUAUUUCCUUUUGAGAAUUAUGAAUUGUGCAAUUCAAAUUGGGAGGAUGAUAUUAUUUGGGAUAGUUCUAAUAUGCCUAGCAUACCUAAACCAAAAGUACUCUCCCUCGAUUAUGAGGAUGAUCCAAAGAUGUUUGGAAUGCCAGAAGAUGCUGUACAAGAUGAGGGAAGUGAUUCAAAAUCAUAUUCAAAGGUUGAGGGAGGUGGAAUAAAAAAAUCCAAAUUAAUUUUGGCUCAAGUAUUUAAACGACAACGUCAAGAAGAGGAAGAACAAAUAGAAACACAAAUAGCCCAAAUUGCAGAUAAAGAUCCUUUUAAUUUAUCAAAUGAUGAUUAUUAUAUGCCAAAAAAUACAGCAGAAAAAACUUCACGUUCAUUAGCAACAAAUAGUGGAAUUCAACAUUCUUUGCCAGCACAACAAAUUCAUCCAAUUUUUUUCCCAUUUUUAACAAGCAAUACACAAUUGAGAAAUUUUCAUAGGCCUAAAUUGCCUGGAAGAUUUUUACAAAGUUUAGUCAGUAGUAGAAGUGGAGGAGGUGCUCCAAUACUUUCUCUGACAAGACAUAUUAGAAUGACUAAUCAGAGAAGAGAGCGUCAUUUAUCUGGUGAAGGUGGAGGAUUUGAUAUAUUUUUAAUGCGUGAAGUACACGAUUUGAGUGGUAGAGAUGGAACUUUGUUGUUAAUGGAAUAUUCUGAACAAUUUCCUCCAUUGCUUAGUCAACCUGGAAUGGCUUCAAAAAUUCGAAAUUAUUAUAAAAGGGUUUGUUUUUUUUUGUUAUUUUUAUAAGAGGAGGAAUUUUUGGUUGAAAAUGAAGUACUUCAAAGGAAUCACUCCUUUUUCCCAAUUUCUUUGUUUUCGGUAUUCAGAACGUUUUGUUACCCUUCCCUGGUUCCUGUGGAUCUGUUAUUUCUGUUGCUGCUAAUUUUUUUAAUUUCUAGUACGGGUCUUUUAAUUUCUAGUACGGGUCUUUUAAUUUCUAGUACG